Messenger RNA from Eupeodes corollae, 543 nucleotides. RefSeq lists its product as uncharacterized. The transcript has a single exon. The record is from RefSeq and is a predicted model, not a curated record. NCBI's taxonomy places the organism in Eukaryota, Metazoa, Arthropoda, Insecta, Diptera, Syrphidae. Bases 1 to 543 code for a protein of 180 amino acids.
AUGGCCGAAGUCGAACACAUUAUCAAUUCUAGGCCUUUGACCUAUGUCCCAGUCGAUACCGAGACUGAAGAGGCGUUAACACCAAAUCAUUUUCUUUUUGGCUCGUCUAAUGGAAUUAAACACUUCUGUGAAAUAGAUGACAGUGCUGGAGCUUUGAGGAAGAACUGGAUCGCAUGUGAAAAUUUCGGAAACCACUUCUGGAAACGAUGGGUAAAGGAGUACUUACCUUCGUUAACUAUGAGGUCCAAGUGGUUCGUCGAGACAAAACCUUUAGCGGUGGGGGAUAUAGUGAUUAUUGUAGAUGAAAAUAGUCCCAGAAAUACCUGGCCGAAAGGUAAAGUAGUAAAACCUUUACCAAGCUUAGAUGGCCAAGUACGGUCGGCUGUUAUUAAGACAAAAGAUGGUGUCUACACGCGCCCGGCCACCAAGUUAGCAGUUCUAGAAGUGGGUCAGCUGGGAAUUGGUAAUCCGAACGAGACGUCCGUCUUACCGGGGGGGAGUGUUGCCGCACCUGGCAAUGCCCCACGUUCAAUUCGAACUUAA